Colletotrichum paranaense is the source of this 696-nucleotide messenger RNA. RefSeq lists its product as uncharacterized. The transcript is spliced from 2 exons. Lineage: Eukaryota; Fungi; Ascomycota; Sordariomycetes; Glomerellales; Glomerellaceae. The record is from RefSeq and is a predicted model, not a curated record. Bases 1 to 696 code for a protein of 231 amino acids.
AUGUACACUCACUUACAAGCAAAGACAAUGCCAUCACGCAGGCAACCUAGCCUGACUCCUAAGGAGCAAAAAUGGUCGAGAAGCAAGGGUUCUGGAACGCCCGAGAGUUCCAGUCACGACUCAUUACUAGGACAUGGUGCAAAGUCUCAACCGUUUGGAGGCGCUUCUGUUCAUGGCCUUACCUACAAUCACCUUCGAAACGCAGAUCACCGUCUCCAUUCUUGCAUAGUCUUGUCCACUUUCUCGUUGGCGGGCCUAUCCCCAGACAAGAUCACCAAAUCCGCUCGGGGUGGGGGAUCGUUCCCACUGAACUACCUACCCGAUCAACUCGUACAACCAUGCAUAUCUGUAGACAGUGCUCGAUCUGAAGUGUACGGAAAGACAUGCGAGCAAACCCAAUACCUAGUCGCGUCCCGCGGAAGCUCUACGAGCGCAACAAACAGGCCGUUUCUGUGGUUGGUUGUGACGACACACGGAUACUUCUGUCAUGGGCCUUACGCAGUAUUCGUCUACUUGUUGAGAACCGUCUGGCAACCCACUUCCAACCGAGAGACCGUUCUCUAUCCGUUUUGUGGCAUGACUCAAACACAGCCUGGAGCUUCUGCCUUAAUGCCGAAGAACAACCAUUGCGUCAUAGGUGCUCUUGUCCAAGACCCGAUACUGGUUGAAGCCUAUCAUGUUACAGUCGAGCAAUGA